AUGGUCCUCAGCCGCAAGUGGAGGGAAUAUGUGACGGCACUCAGCGCUACUUUGAUCACGGCGGCGGCUGGGACCACGGUGGGAUGGACGUCGCCCACUCUGCCGAAGCUCUUGAGCAAAGAUUCGCCGAUCGCGACUUCGGGAGAUCAGAGCUCAUGGAUCGCCUCUCUCAUGAUACUAAGUUCAGCUCUCAGCCCAAUCCCAGCGUCUUACUUGGCAGACAGAAUAGGCACAAAAAGGACAUUGCUUCUCGCCGCGAUCCCUUACAUUCUGGGCUGGAUCCUAGUAAUGCUGGCCACAAACAUUCCCACAAUAUACGCCGCCCGGCUGAUUUCCGGGCUGGGUUACGGCAUCGCGUAUACAGCCGCCCCAAUGUAUCUCGGCGAGAUUGCAUCAAAUGACGUUCGGGGUGCAAUGGCCACUCUUAUCACAGUAAUGUCCAAGUUCGGAAUCCUGUCGCAAUACUGCAUAGGACCGUACGUAUCGAUGUUGGGCUUGGCGAGUUUUAACAUCGCCAUACCGAUCAUAUUCGUCGUUACGUUUAGUACUAUGCCAGAGUCUCCAUACUACUACCUCAAAUCGGGCCAAACGAAUUUGGCCGAAAGAUCGCUGAAGAAGCUCAGAGGUCGGGAGUACAUGAUGGAAGAACUGGAGAGCAUGACUCACCUUGUAAAUGAGAAUAUGAAAGAAAAAAGCCGAUGGAAGGAUCUCGUAACGGUGGGUGGAAACAAGAGGGGGUUAAUUAUUUUGUUAGGGAUAUAUUUCACCCAGCAGUUCUGUGGGAGCACAGCUAUAAUAUCAUAUGCAGAGCAAAUAUUCGGAGCCGCCGAAGGCGGCUUGGGGCCGAGAGAGUCGUGCAUAUUAUUUGGUUCAGUACAACUUUUAACGUCUGCUGUAUCGUCCCUCUUAGUAGACAGAUUAGGAAGGAAACCUCUCCUCUUAGUUUCGUCUUGCGGCGUCGGCUUGGCGAACAUUAUUAUAGGAGCGUACUUUUUUAUGAAAUAUGCGAACAAUGAGUACGUGGUUGGCCUCGGCUUUAUUCCUAUUGUCGUGAUACCGAUAUUUAUAUUCUCGUACACCAUAGGUCUGGCUACCGUUCCCUUCGCUAUCACUUCGGAAAUAUUUCCAACUCACAUUAAGUCUAAGGCUACGUGUAUCAUUCAAAUAUUUGUCGCCUUGAUGACGUUUGCUGUAACCAAGUUAUACCAAGUCAUUGCGGACAACUUAGGGAACUACGUAGCCUUUUGGUGCUUCGCCGUACUCUCCAUAGGUGGCGUUAUUUUUAUACUUAUGUUACUUCCUGAAACCAAAGGGCAAUCGUUCGCUGCUAUCCAAGAAAAGUUAUACUGUAGCGAAAAAGUAGUGUACGAGAAAAGGGACGGAGAGGUAGCUAGGGUACAAAUAAAUUUCUAG
Molecule: messenger RNA, 1413 nt
Organism: Leptosia nina
Lineage: Eukaryota; Metazoa; Arthropoda; Insecta; Lepidoptera; Pieridae
Source: the annotation of a GenBank genome assembly